Messenger RNA from Lasiosphaeria miniovina, 1536 nucleotides. RefSeq lists its product as uncharacterized. NCBI's taxonomy places the organism in Eukaryota, Fungi, Ascomycota, Sordariomycetes, Sordariales, Lasiosphaeriaceae. The record is from RefSeq and is a predicted model, not a curated record. The transcript is spliced from 6 exons. Bases 1 to 1536 code for a protein of 511 amino acids.
AUGGACUGGCCAACAGCGCUACGCCCAUUCCUCACACAAUUUGACAAGGACCAGUUCGAAUGUGGCCAAUCCUCGCCACACCAGAGCAGACUGUUGCGCUCCAACACACCCGUCUUCAAAAGCUCGCCCGAAACAGUGAAGCCCGAAUCUGGCUUUCACAUCCUCCUGUCGGCUCGCCUCCAUCCUGUUCAGGUCGUGCCCGAGGAAAUUUCUGCCGCGCUCAACUACCUUCCAUUUUCCGCGGAAAAAUGGCAAGAUAUCACCAAUAAGUUCCAGUUUCACAAUGCCAUUUGCAGGGCCAUGUUUCUUGAAAGAUGCUAUUCGACAUAUCUCGUCAAAGAACGCAAGCCCGAACCAUUGGAGAUGUACACCUCGGCCAUGAGCACAGAAUGGCCCGACAACAUCGCCAUAUCAUCAACCCAUUUCCAGACCUCCAGAUUCACCGCGACUAUCAUCUUCGGCUGUAACGAAGAGCAGAUGGAUAGGGUGGAGAACCUUCUAUCCGAUUCGCCGGAGGUCUGGGAACACCCGCUCCUGAUGGUCCGUGUCUUUGCCGAGCUCCAGCGAGACAGAUUGGAUGAGUUGGUUCAAGAAAUUAUCGAACGUUCUGAAGAUCUUAUGAUCAAUCUCAAGAUCCGUGGGACACACAUUUCUGAGGACCAGACCCUGACAUGGCAAGAUAGCCGCCGACUGGGCGAGCACCGUCUAAGGGGCAAACGGCUGGAGGAAGAAGUUAGAACGACCAGAGAGGAGCUCAAAAAGAUGGUCCAGGCGAUCAAACACCGGGAAAAAGAGGACACUCCAGGUGGAGUGCCAACAGUGCAACCAGACUUCACAGUCAGCACGAGGAGGUUUGUCAACAGGUUCGAGGAGAUAUGCGGUGAAAUGGAUUCCUUGAUGGCAAAGUGCCGCAUCAGCUACGAAGAGGUGACAUUCGCAAGAGAGAUUUUCAUCAAUGAGCUAGCGAGACGAGAGGCAGCAGAGGCGCGCAAAGCGGGGUCUGUUAGUACCGUCAUUGCCUUUGUCGCCAUGCUCUACCUUCCUAUGACAUCCGUAGCUACUGUGUUCGCCAUGCCCGUGUUUAACUUUGGCAACCAUUGGGUCGACGCGCGCUGGAAUCUGACUUCGAGCCAGAGCUCAUCAUCGGGCGGCGCCGGAUCGGGUGGUAGCGACAGCCCCCCCGUCUUUUCCGGCUAUUUCUGGACUUACCUCGCUGCCACAAUAACCCUGACGUUAAUCACGAUUCUCGGGUGGAGCUGGUACACCAAGGAGCCGACCAGGACGGCUGCAAGCGGCGGAAUCGCCGCUGUCGCCGCCCGCAAUGAGAAGAGCGGAGGCUGGGGUGCGUCUGGUUACCCGGGCUCCACCGACUCUGGAGGGGGGACGAUGACGGGAGCCAACGGCAGUGUUGGGUCCAAGAUACCUUUACUGCGGCAGUACUUCCACCGUCUAUGGCCCGCUGGGCGGAAAUGGUCAUGGAACCCGUGGUCAUGGUUUGGGACUCGACGGGUAGAUAGGGAUAUCAGCAAGGCCUGA